Malurus melanocephalus (red-backed fairy wren) is the source of this 523-nucleotide messenger RNA. It is a transcript of the gene RPL19, whose product is annotated as ribosomal protein L19. Lineage: Eukaryota; Metazoa; Chordata; Aves; Passeriformes; Maluridae. Gene Ontology annotation, molecular function: RNA binding; structural constituent of ribosome. Gene Ontology annotation, cellular component: cytosolic large ribosomal subunit; ribosome. The coding region runs from base 38 to 502 and encodes 154 amino acids. Gene Ontology annotation, biological process: translation. The transcript is spliced from 4 exons. The record is from RefSeq and is a predicted model, not a curated record.
CAGAGCCCCCCUGAUCCRUGCCCAUCYCUCUCGCAGUAUGCUCCGGCUCCAGAAGAGGCUGGCCUCCAGCGUCCUGCGCUGCGGGAAGAAGAAGGUGUGGCUGGAUCCCAAUGAGACCAACGAGAUCGCCAACGCCAACUCCCGGCAGCAGAUCMGGAAGCUGAUCAAGGAUGGGCUGAUCAUCCGCAAGCCCGUGACCGUGCACUCCCGCGCCCGCUGCAGGAAGAACACGCUGGCCCGGCGGAAGGGCCGGCACAUGGGCAUCGGCAAGAGGAAGGGCACAGCCAACGCUCGGAUGCCCGAGAAGGUCACCUGGAUGCGGCGGAUGCGGAUCCUGCGGCGGCUGCUGCGCCGCUACCGCGAGUCCAAGAAGAUUGACCGCCACAUGUACCACAGCCUCUACCUGAAGGUCAAGGGCAACGUGUUCAAGAACAAGCGGAUCCUCAUGGAGCACAUCCACAAAUUGAAGGCGGACAAAGCCCGCAAGAAGCUCCUGGCGUAAGUGGGGCUCCGGGCAGGGAGG